GUCGAGUCCCUUGGCGGACGGGCGGCGCUGCCUUUUUUCGCUGGUGCAAGGCGAAGCCGGAAGGCGAUCUGUUGAGUACGGUGUUGGAGUCUUGGGACAAGCGAGUCCUCCUACACUAAUUGGGGGCAAUGUCACAAGUUACAGCUACCUACUCUUUUGACGCCCCCACCGACUUUAUCAAUUUUUCAUCUUUGAAUGCUGAAGAAGAUACUGAAAAUGUGGACUCGUGGUUUGAUGAGAAGGCCAACUUGGAAAACAAGUUUCUUGGGAAGAAUGGAAUAGGAGAACCUUUUCAGGGUAAAACUUCUUUGAGAAGAGCCAAGCUUCAGCAAGGCGGGGGCACACCUUUGAAGGCAGUUGACAACACUUACUAUAAUGAGACAGACAAGGAAAAUCUUCAGAAACAAUCCAUUCCAUCAAACGAUUGUUCUUCCCUGAAGGCUAAGCGGGCUAUAGCAGGAAAUACUCCUGUCCAGCCUCAGAGAAGAUCUGUUAGACUCUCUGCUCAGAAGAAUUUGGAGCAGAAAGAAAAAAGCCAUGUUGCCCUUGUUGGAAUGAAAGCAAAGAGAUGCACUACUUCUGCUGGUGACUGCCCGCCUAACAAAAGAAUGAAGGCUUCUCAUAAAAAGAAACCGGAGGAAGAGGAAGAGGGCAGUGUUCCAGCUACUUCAAGAAAGAAUGAAAGAGAAAGCCCGGAGAAAGUCAAGGGCAGACAUGCUGUGUCUGGUGUUCUACCUGCGAGGCAGAAAGUUCUAAAAAGUACUGAGGAGCAGGAGUUGGAGAAAAGAAUGAAAAUGCAGCAGGAGGUCGUGGAGAUGCGGAAAAAGAAUGAAGAGUUCAAGAAGCUUGCUCUCGCAGGGCCAGGGCAACCUGUGAAGAAAUCUGCGAGCCAGGUCACCAAAACAGUUGACUUUCACUUCCUCACAGAUGAGCGAAUCAAACAACAGCCCAAGAAUCAGGAAGAGUAUAAGGAAGUGAAUUUCAUGUCUGAACUUCGAAAGCAUCCUUCAUCUCCUGCCCGAGUGACUAAAGGAUGUACUAUUAUUAAGCCUUUCAAUCUGUCCAAAGGAAAGAAAAGAACAUUUGACGAAGCAGCUUCUACAUAUGUGCCCAUUGCACAGCAGGUUGAAGCCUUCCACAGACGAACCCCUAGUAGAUAUCAUCUGAGGAACAAGAAAGAUGAGAACCUCUUACCCCCCAAAUCUGUGACCAAGAUCAAACGAGAUCCUCAGACUCCCCUACUGCAAACCAAAUACCGUGCAAGGCCUGUGACGUGCAAAAGUACAGCAGAGCAGGAAGCUGAGGAGCUUGAGAAACUGCAACAAUACAAAUUCAAAGCACAGGAACUUGAUGCCAGGAUUUUUGAAAGUGGCCCAAUCUUGCCCAAGAGACUGCCUGUUAAGCCUCCUACUCAACCUAUUGGUUUUGAUUUGGAAAUUGAGAAACGAAUUCAGGAGCGAGAGGCAAAGAAAAAAUCAGAGGAAGAGCACUUUGAAUUUCAUUCCAGACCUUGCCCUACUAAGAUCUUGGAAGAUGUUGUGGGUGUUCCUGAAAAGAAGGUGAUUCCAGCCACUGUCCCCAAGUCACCAGUUUUUGCACUAAAGAACAGGAUUCGAGUACCCACUAGAGAAGAGGAAGAGGAUAAACCAGUAGUGAUAAAAGCUCAACCUGUGCCACAUUAUGGGGUGCCUUAUAAGCCCCACAUCCCAGAGGCAAGAAACGUGGAGGUGUGCCCUUUCUCUUUUGACACCCGGGACAAAGAGCGCCAGCUGCAGAAGGAGAAGAAAAUAAAAGAAAUGCAGAAGGGGGAGGUGCCCAAGUUUAAGGCCCUUCCUCUGCCCCAUUUUGACACUGUUAAUCUGCCAGAGAAAAAGGUAAAGAAUGUGACUCAAGCUGAGCCUUUCUCCUUGGAGACGGACAAGAGAGGUGCCUACAAAGCUGAGAUUUGGAAGCACCAGCUGGAGGAAGAACUGAAGCAGCAAAAGGAAGCAGCUUGCUUCAAGGCUCGUCCAAACACUGUCAUCUUCCAAGAGCCCUUUGUUCCCAAGAAAGAGAAGAAAUCAGCUGCUGAGAACCUUUCUGGUUCACUAGUUCAGGAACCUUUUCAGCUGGCCACUGAGAAGAGAGCCAAGGAACGGCAGGAGCUGGAAAAGAAAAUGGCUGAAAUGGAGGCCUGGAAAAUGCAGCAGUUGGAGGAAGUGAGGCAACAAGAAGAGGAACAGCAGAAGGAGGAGCUAGCCAGGCUUCGGAGAGAACUGGUGCACAAGGCAAAUCCAAUACGCAAGUACUCAGCAGUGGAGGUGAAAUCAAGCGAGCUGCCUCUGACUGUGCCUGUGUCUCCCAAGUUCUCCACUCGAUUCCAGUAGAAGCUGCUCUCUACGUCACACAGGCAUGGAGAGAACCCUCUCUCAGACUUAUCCACCCAUGUGUGGCAAUGUACCUGACAACUGUGGAUGCCAGUGUUUGUGAAGAUCAUUCUACACACAAACUUUUGAAGCUAAUGAGACACAACUCAUUUAGGCUUUAAUCAGACUUCUUGUAGUUAUUUCCUUCAGACAUUAGUUGGCUUUUUGCUAUUAGUCUUAUCUCUGGCUGGAAUUUCAAACAUUUGUUCUGGCACAGUCUAAUUUUUUACCUAAUCUCCCCAACCCCUUUUAUAUGUGCAUUGUAAGCAUAAAAAUAAAGGCAGUCAAGUCCUAGGCUGUGGUUUAGUCACA
Molecule: messenger RNA, 2717 nt
Organism: Psammomys obesus (fat sand rat)
Lineage: Eukaryota; Metazoa; Chordata; Mammalia; Rodentia; Muridae
Gene: Tpx2
Product: TPX2 microtubule nucleation factor
Exons: 17
Coding region: 129-2366 (745 amino acids)
Biological process (GO): activation of protein kinase activity; regulation of mitotic spindle organization
Cellular component (GO): spindle; microtubule
Source: RefSeq, a predicted model, not a curated record